This is a messenger RNA of Plasmodium inui San Antonio 1, 1956 nucleotides long. RefSeq lists its product as hypothetical. The transcript is spliced from 2 exons. The record is from RefSeq and is a predicted model, not a curated record. NCBI's taxonomy places the organism in Eukaryota, Apicomplexa, Aconoidasida, Haemosporida, Plasmodiidae. The coding region runs from base 1 to 1956 and encodes 651 amino acids.
AUGCAUUACCCACAUGAUUUUCAUCAGCCACCUCACGCGUCUAAUCCAGACGACGCGUCUGCUUCCCUCGGUUCACUUGAUCAAUACGAUCCUGAUGAUCCACCUGACCCAGACGAUCCUUAUUAUCCACACGACCCAUACGAAUCGGACGAUACACAUGAUCCCUACCAUCCGGAGGAUCCACAUGAUCCGUAUGACCCCCAGGGACCAAAUGACCCCUACAAUUCUGACGAUCCAAAUGACCCCUACGAUCUUGACGAUCCAAAUGACCCCUACGAUCCUUACGAUCCAAAUGACCCCUACGAUCCUGACGAUCCAAAUGACCCCUACGAUCCUGAUGAUCCACAUGACCCCUACGAUCCCGACGAUCCACAUGAUGCAUAUUACCCAAACGAUCCAUAUGAUGCAUAUUACCCAAACGAUCCAGAAAUACAGUACGGUGUUUACGGAAGCACGAAGAAGCCAAACACAAUAAUAGAUUUUACGUCCUGCAAAACCCUUACGCCUGAGGAAAAAAUAGAAUUUUUCUUCUACAGCACGAGCACCUAUCUAUAUUUUACGAAAGAAAUGAAGAAACGCAUUUUCGCAACUGGGCCCAUGCUGACUAAAAAAUACAUGACGGAAAUCUUUUUGGACUUAUGUAAUGAACAGAAGCAGAAUUUCCUCUUCAUGAAGGAAGCCAUUUCCCAAUUAUCUUUCAUGUUAGCAGCUCAAUUUAAUUUGCCAAAUGAAAGACGAUCCAAAUAUUUAACCCAUGUGAAUAAUAAACUGAACAAAGUAAUGAACCGAUUUGAUCUUCGCGAUCGUUCUGACUUCAAUCAGUUCCUGAUGCAAAAAAAACGUCACUCUGCUGAAGAUUUCGAGUAUUUUAUCCAAGACAGAAUUUGCUUAUGGAAUAAAAUUACCAGAGAAAAUAGAUAUGAAUCAUUCCUAGAAUUGUAUAAGAAUUUAAAAAAAUGUUCCAUGAGAAAUAAAUCUCGCGAUAAUGAUACAGGUUAUCAACCUCCGCAGAUAAUUGACCUUUAUACUGCUAAUAACCCAGACAUGCCCCAUGACACCCUUAACGCGAGUAACCCACCCAUGCCACAUGACCCCCUCAGUGCUAGCACCCCCGCUACGCCUUACAACACUUUUAAUGACAUCAAUUAUCCCUUACAGUACAGCAAUGUUCACGUCGACGGUAGUAUACCUACGCCUUACAGCAAUGUGAGUGUAAUAACGAAACCCAUGGGAUACGGGAACUUUAGCACUGGUACUCCCACUGCGCAGUAUAGCAAUUUAGGAACCCCUACCACCCCAAUGCCGUACAGCAAUAUAUGCACUACUAACGCUGCCAUUGCCGCCAUACAACAAGGCGCAUACAGUCCUAUCAUCGCCACCAUACCGCAAGGCACUCAGAACCCUACCAUCAACCCUACCAUCGUAGCCAUACCACAAGGCACCCAGAACCCUACUAUAGCUGCCAUACAACAAGGCACACAGAACCCUACUAUAGCUGCCAUACAACAAGGCACACAGAACGCUACCAUCGGCGCCAUACCACAAGGCGCAUACAACCCGAUCAUCGCCACCAUACCGCAAGGCACAUACAGCCCUAGCAUCGUCGCCAUACCACAGGGCGCAUACAACCCGGGCAUCGUCGCCAUACCCCAAGGCACCUACAACCCUAGCAUCGUCGCCAUAGCGCAAGGCACACAGAACCCUGCCAUCGCCGCCAUACCACAAGGCGCAUACAAUCCUAUCAUCGCCACCAUACCCCAAGGCACCCAGAACCCUACCAUCGUGGCCAUACCCCAGGGCACACAAAACCCUACCAUCGUGGCCAUACCACAAGGCGCGUACAACCCUAGCGUCGCCGCCAUACCGCAAGGCACACAGAGCCCUACCACCAAACACGUCACAUUCGAAAUGGAGACUGAAAACGAAGCGUCCAAGCAGAAGAAGAAAAAGAAAUGA